AUGCCGUCAGUUUAUUUAGUCAUGUACGUGGCGGCCGUUGUUUUUUUCGUGUUGUCGGAAGUUGUCGCUCAGGAGCACGGGCCGAGUUCAUUGACAACACAAUCACCGCCUCUCCCGUUUGUAGAUUUAUUUACCGGAGCAUCCAAUUAUUAUUCGGAACCAAUACGGAAAUCCUAUAGCGAUUCUGGUCCUUACUCUUCAUGUCCAAAACAGGACACUCUAUCCUCGUUUGCAAGCAUACUGGGAAGCGCGGCCAAAAUAAUGUUAUCUGCAGCAUUAAUUGCUGUUUUAAAAUUGAUCGGCGGGAAACUCAUGUUAUUGCCACUAACUGUCAUGGUGAUCGCAAAAAUAGGACUGAAAGCGGUCUUACUGUGGCCGGUGCUAUCUAAAUUGAUGAAAUAUAUGAAGAAAAAGAAAAAGAAAUCCAGGAUGGCGACGGAUUGUUCGGAGCGUCUCGCGUGUAUCAUACAAAGGUCCUCGGAUAGCUGGGGGAGUAACUUGGGCACCGCCGUGACAUUCUCUUUGAUAAACGACCAAGAAGACGGCUUUAUAACUAGAACACUGUUGAGUGUUCUCGCCGGUGACAAGGUCGCUCAAUGUAUGUCAAUGGACUGCAACCCCGGCUUUGAUAUAAGCUGA
Messenger RNA from Danaus chrysippus (African queen), 639 nucleotides. Lineage: Eukaryota; Metazoa; Arthropoda; Insecta; Lepidoptera; Nymphalidae. The record is from the annotation of a GenBank genome assembly.